Messenger RNA from Botrytis cinerea B05.10, 2736 nucleotides. RefSeq names its product Bcmek1 (gene Bcmek1). The record is from RefSeq and is a predicted model, not a curated record. Gene Ontology annotation, cellular component: cytoplasm; nucleus. Gene Ontology annotation, biological process: meiotic recombination checkpoint signaling; protein phosphorylation. Bases 346 to 2415 code for a protein of 689 amino acids. NCBI's taxonomy places the organism in Eukaryota, Fungi, Ascomycota, Leotiomycetes, Helotiales, Sclerotiniaceae. The transcript has 6 exons. Gene Ontology annotation, molecular function: protein serine/threonine kinase activity; protein binding; ATP binding.
GAAAAGCUACAAGUUAUAUACCAGGUGAUGAAGAUGGCCUUCGAUGAAGCAUUAUCUAACUAAUAAGUCACAAUUUCAUCUUUUACUACUCCCGCCUGUACAUGUUCUACCAUUUACUUACUCACGGUCAUUUUGAUAUCCACCAUCUCUCCUAAGGUGAUGCGAAUUGCACAUUCGUUGAGCAUUAUCUAUGCUUAUUUGACUUGACCGACAUCAUCCAAUUUCAUACCUUUUUUCGUAUAUACAUUACCACUUCAUUUUCUCUCUACUUUCUCUCUAACUUUCUCAUCUCUUCACAAUUUCCACAAUUUGUCUCCAAUCCAUCACCAAUAUCUUAGCGUCACAAUGGAAGCACCGGGAUUGGAUUGUGAACUCGGUGGUCAAGACUAUCGUGAGAACAUUGAUCAAUCCCUCAUGGGAACUCAUGAAGGGAAUAGCCAUGUCCUCGAUAGCAAUAUUAUCGCAUCGCUCAGUUAUGAGCAUGCACAGACUGGUCAAAAGCUCACAAUUCCUAUUCUUGCCAAAGGCUAUCUUCAUGUGGGAAGAGAGACGAAAUGUGAUUUCUCCAUUGAUAGUGUGCUUGUCUCCAAACAACACUUUCGCAUCUACACCAUUAUAUAUGAUACGGAAAAGCUGGAUGAGUACCCACCUUCAAUUUAUUGCGAAGAUCUUGAGUCCAGGAAUGGUACCUAUGUGAACAAUACAUUGAUUGGUAUAGCUGGUAAUGAAAGAAUUGGACAUCUUCUUGUUGAAGGUGAUUCGAUUGAGAUCCGACCCGAUUGGAAGUUUCAAUUUCACCAACCAAAAUCAAGAAUGACAUCGCAUAUGCCUUUGCCUGAUAUCGAAAUCAAGUAUUUCAAAGAUCGAUACACCAUUUCCAACCAUGUUCUUGGCAGUGGUAUUGCUGGAGAGGUCUUUCUUGCCAAAAAUGCUAGCAGCUCGAAGCAGGUAGCAUGUAAAGUAAUCAAAGUAAGCCCCUCAAGACGUGCGCACUCCAGCUCCGAUGGUUCUACGGGAUCAAGUCAGCAAUAUGAUACCGAUUUGGCGAGGAAAUCACACCUACGAGAAGUUAACAUACUGUCUAAACUGAAUCAUCCAAAUAUCAUCCGCAUUGAGAGGGCCUUCCUUUCGAACGAGAGGUUGUAUAUGUUUACAGAGCUUGCUGCAGCAGGAGACUUAUACACAUACUUCGAUUCUUGCGAUAAUAAGCUUGAAGACGCCCACGCUCGCCUUAUUACGCGACAAAUCGCUCUGGCUCUGGAAUAUCUCCACUCGAAAGGAAUUGCACAUAGAGAUGUUAAAAUGGAAAACAUUCUCAUUACAAAUACCGAUGUCGGCUCUCGAGUAAUUCUCACAGACUUUGGCCUUGCUAAUUAUACGGAAAAAACAACCGGCAGACUCUUUUCUUCAGUGGGGACAGAGGGUUACGUUGCACCCGAAAUCAUUGGUCCUGAUAUAACUCGUGGCUAUACGACAGCUGCAGACAUGUGGUCAUUUGGAAUAUUGACAUGGAGUUUGCUCACUGGUGAAAGUUCGAUUCCUCGAGGCCGAUUGUCCCAGCUGGAAGAAAUUCAAGCUGCUAAGAACUUUCUUUCAUCCGAUGAAAAAGAGGUAGCAAGCAAGUGGUCUUAUCUUCAUCGAAGAGUUCGAUCAUUCCUGCGCGGUCUUUUGGCUAGUGAUGCAAGUCAACGUAUGAGUGCUGUUCAAGCAGUAAAUCAUCCAUGGUACAAAAAACCUCCGGUUUCCGACGCGAUAGAGCAGGCAUAUGAGCGAGUCACAAAGUUCUGGAAACCACGAGAUGAUGACGACAUUCUUGAAUAUCUGCCUGGAUAUACCGUGCCUACAACAGAGGUUACAAGCUCAGGUCGUCGAAAGCGCUUGCCUGAUACUUCCAUGUCGCCCUACUUCAAUCUUGACCGACAUCUACAAUCAAGAUCUCCACAGGUGGCGAAACGCAGACGUAUACUUGAUGAUCUUAAAGAAACUGGAGUAGCAUUCGUGAAUUCAGAGCCACAACAGAACGAUUCUAGAGGUAUUCCCAGGAGCAAGAACAACGUUCAAGUGAAAUCGGUUACUGGAAUUGAUUUGUUUGGAAGCUCCACAGUUUCAAUGAACAGACAAACAGGAAGCAGUAGUAGGCCCGGUUAUGAGACGUCAUCUUCUAAAGAUAAUUCGAGUAGACUGAAAGUGAAGCAGAAAGUGAUAGAAGAUUCGCAAAGUCGUCUUGCAUUCUCUAGCACAGCUAGUGAUGCUCAUUCAAACACCUCGAAUUAUGUAAGAGUCAGAAAAGAAACAAAUCCGGCCAAUCAGGAAAUUCACGAUACUGCAUCACAGCGUGUAUCGAAGUUUUGUUCGGCCAAGGCUUUCAAGGAUGAGAUUAGCAUUGUCAGAAAAGAAAGAUCUAUGGAAGCUUGAUAAUCGUUUGCUUUUGGGUGGAUCUUAGGUAGCUCGAGGAGUUUCGAGGCGUUCAGUCUGAAGCAUGACAGACGCAGCUUAUAAAGGGAAAUAAUGGAUUUGCUACUGUGAGCACUUCGCGUGCUGUCCCCUACAAAUAAUACCCAGGUAGUUAGCUAGACUUUUUGCUCUUGGUCUAUUAUGUACUGUAUAUAUGAUGUUGGCGGCUUUGCGUUAAUGUCAGGAUGAUCAGCGAGUGUGCACUGGCACCAAAAAAUAGAGACACUAUAUUGCUAUUAUUGUUCCACCAAAGAUUCAACAAUGAAGAAUCUACAAUAAUCA